This is a messenger RNA of Rhodamnia argentea, 724 nucleotides long. RefSeq names its product cyclin-dependent kinases regulatory subunit 1. The record is from RefSeq and is a predicted model, not a curated record. The transcript has 4 exons. Bases 200 to 463 code for a protein of 87 amino acids. Gene Ontology annotation, molecular function: protein kinase binding; histone binding; cyclin-dependent protein serine/threonine kinase activator activity. Gene Ontology annotation, biological process: regulation of mitotic cell cycle. NCBI's taxonomy places the organism in Eukaryota, Viridiplantae, Streptophyta, Magnoliopsida, Myrtales, Myrtaceae. Gene Ontology annotation, cellular component: cyclin-dependent protein kinase holoenzyme complex; SCF ubiquitin ligase complex.
AGGAGCGAAACUACCGUUUUGCCCCCGUAACAGUCCCUCGUUUUGCCUUUUACCCCCUUUCACUUUUUGAAGAUUCCGCAGUCUCGUCGUUUCGUCUUCCCCCCUCUCGUUUCUGCUUCGGUUUCUCUCUCCUCCCUAAACCCUCAGCUUCGAUUCCGCAGGUUGUUGCGCCGGAGUUUUCGGUCGAUUCGGUAAGAAGAUGGGCCAGAUCCAGUACUCUGAGAAGUACUUCGAUGACACUUACGAGUACAGGCAUGUGGUUCUUCCUCCUGAUGUCGCGAAGCUUCUACCGAAGAACCGCCUCCUUUCUGAAAAUGAAUGGCGUGCCAUUGGAGUGCAGCAGAGUCGUGGUUGGGUUCACUAUGCAAUUCAUCGCCCUGAACCACACAUCAUGCUCUUUAGGAGGCCUCUGAAUUAUCAGCAGCAAGAGAACCAGGCCCAGCAAAACGUGCUUGCUAAGUAAACAUGCUGUUUCGCUAGUGCUUUGAAACAAUAUCACAGUAUAUUAGGGUUGCUUUAGUAAGUGUUAGGAUGUUAUGAAACUUGUCUUGUCAGCAAUUCUCCUCUUUGGAGAAUCUAUUGUGAAACUUUGUUUAUUGUGGUGUCAGUGAUCCAAUGUUUGUACUGGCCACUUUGGAACAGCACUUGCUUUUCUUGGCCGGUGUAAUUGGGAAAUGACUGGUGGAUAUCAAGAUGAAUACUUAAUACUGAUUUUGUGUUUUAA